Pseudophryne corroboree (corroboree frog) is the source of this 2091-nucleotide messenger RNA. RefSeq names its product complement C8 alpha chain (gene C8A). Gene Ontology annotation, molecular function: protein binding. NCBI's taxonomy places the organism in Eukaryota, Metazoa, Chordata, Amphibia, Anura, Myobatrachidae. The coding region runs from base 135 to 1937 and encodes 600 amino acids. Gene Ontology annotation, biological process: complement activation. The record is from RefSeq and is a predicted model, not a curated record. The transcript has 11 exons. Gene Ontology annotation, cellular component: membrane attack complex.
CUGGGAUUUAGCAAUUCUGUUCUUGGAUUAUAUGGGGCAAUAUUUAAAAUCUUGUCAAUGAUUCACCCCGGCAACGCUUCUGGGAAAUUCUCCACCUUAUACAGCACAGCUACAGCCAUUUCCCAGCCAGCACAAUGUCCAUUAGGUUAGGGAAAAUGAGACCAUAUAUCUAUGUAGGUCUCCUCUGCUUGAUAUCGAUAUGUGCUGGGGUCGCGGGGCGAGACAAGAACUCUGGGCCGCUGCGCAGGUUUGCCAGAAAUUCAGAUGUUACCCCGAGCCCGCUGAGCUGCCGCUUAGGUCAGUGGUCUGAUUGGUCUCACUGCUUGCCUUGCACCAAUAGCAAACAAAGGUAUCGUGGCCUGUCUCAGCCCGCCAAGUAUGGAGGAAUGAUCUGUGUUGGCAAUCUAUGGGAAUCCAUAAUUUGCAAAUCGCCAGAUACAUGUGCCCCCACGAAUGAUUGUGGGUCUGAUUUUCAGUGUAAAGAGUCUGGUCGCUGUAUAAGGAAACAGAUGGUCUGUAAUGGUGAACAAGACUGCCAGGAUGGGUCAGAUGAACAGGACUGUGAUGAUUUGGAUCAGGAGAGGUCGUUCUGCAGAGAACUGUUUGAGAUCCCUGGGGCGGAAAGGGCUGUGAGAGGGUUCAAUAUCCUCACUCAGUCUGAAACGCAAAAUGUUUUGGAUCACAAAUAUUUUGGAGGCCAAUGUGAAUAUAUCUAUAAUGGAGAAUGGAGAGAUUUGAGAUAUGACCCAACGUGUGAACAGAUGUAUUAUGCUGAUGAUGAAAAGUUCUUUAGAAAACCCUUCAAUUUCCAUGUGUAUCAAUUCCUGGCUCGCGCAGACACAGGGAUGUCCUAUGAGACAUAUGAGGAUUCCAAAUCUGUCGUCGAUGCCAUCCAAAGAGAAAAUUCCUUUGGCUUUGGUUUGAGCUUUGAAGUGCGCCCGGCAGAAUCUCCCGUCGGGGUGAAAUUUGGUGGAUCUUUUGAUAGGAAAACAAAUUACCUUAAAAAUAUCACGUCUCAUACAGAAAAGAAUUUGCAGUUUGUCCGCGUAGCGACAAAAAUCCAGACUGCUCGUUUUCGGAUGAGGACUAAUUCCCUGAUGUUGGAUGAGGAGAUGUUUCAGUCACUGAUGGAACUUCCUGACACAUACAAUUAUGGUCUGUAUGUCAAAUUCAUUAACGACUACGGUACCCACUUCAUCACCUCCGGCACUAUGGGCGGCACCUUGGACAGCGUCGUUGUUUUGGACAAAGAGAUAAUGCAACGAAAAGAAAUCACUGAAGAGUUUGUAUCCAACUGCUUGGGUGGCCACAUAGGACUAAGCUUUGCAACUGACGAUAAGCAACUCGAAGGAGAACUCUCUGUAAAAGGAAAAUAUUGUGGCACGUUUGGAAAAGAUCUUGAAGUUGGGAAAUCGAGUGACGGUGUAAUCAAGGAUGUAAUCACCCACAUAGAAGGAGGAGACACCGGAUCAGCGGGGGUCAUAGUCAAUGUUUUUAAUGCGGUCACCUAUCGUUUCUGGGGGCGAUCUCUGAAAUUCAACCCAGCUGUCAUUGAUUAUGAGUUACUGCCUAUACAUGAAGGACUGCAGCUGACGGGUAUUUCUGGCAUUGAAGCAAAGAGGCAGAAUCUGAAGAAGGCCUAUUACGAGUUCCUCAGCGAGUUUAACUCCUGUCGCUGUGGCCCGUGUGAGAAUAACGGGACGCCCAUUCUGGAUAACAAUGCAUGCACCUGCCUGUGCCCUGCCGGAUAUGAAGGUGUCGCCUGUGAGAAGUUUGAACGUCGAGCUGCAAGAGCAAAUGGAAUGUGGAGCUGUUGGUCACCAUGGUCCAACUGCCAAUCGGGAAAGCGUCAAAGGACGAGAACUUGCAAUAACCCACCUCCUAAAAAUGGCGGCGACAGCUGCCUUGGGAAAAGCAUCCAGCAGGAAUUGUGCUAACACGUCUAGUGAUCUCACACUCACAUGUUUAGCUUUCUAUAUACAGUAUGUGUCAUUCACUUAUCCAGGAUGUCUGUCUGUUUGUGACUUGAUAUCAUUUGCGGUUUUAAGUUGAGUUUGCAGAAAAUACAUUAAUAAAGAUGCUUAAACCAUA